Molecule: messenger RNA, 3344 nt
Organism: Octodon degus (degu)
Lineage: Eukaryota; Metazoa; Chordata; Mammalia; Rodentia; Octodontidae
Gene: Jmjd4
Product: jumonji domain containing 4
Exons: 6
Coding region: 117-1385 (422 amino acids)
Biological process (GO): positive regulation of translational termination; negative regulation of gene expression; protein hydroxylation
Cellular component (GO): nucleus; cytoplasm
Molecular function (GO): histone H4R3 demethylase activity; sequence-specific DNA binding
Source: RefSeq, a predicted model, not a curated record
GCGAAGCCGUAGCGUUUUGGUUCCCGGCGGCUUCCUCCCUGGCUCUGCGCGGGACUGCUGAGGGCUAUUUCUCGGUGUCUCUUCUCGCCUGGAAAAGAGCGGCCGGGGGCCCGCCGAUGGACCGCGCGACGCGCGUCGCGGCCGAGCAGCACUUGCGCGGCGCGGGGGGCCGGGUCCCGGGCGGUGGGCGGGCGCCGUGCCGCGUCGCCUUCAUUCCGGACCCCUGCGCCUUCUCGUACGCGGACUUCGUGACGGGCUUCCUGCUGCCCAACCUGCCCUGCGUGUUUUCCAGCGCCUUCACCGAGGCCUGGGGCAGCCGGCGGCGCUGGGUGACGCCCGCGGGCAAGCCCGACUUCGAGUACCUGGUGCGCGAGUACGGAGAUGUGGUGGUGCCGGUGGCGAACUGCGCGGUGCAGGAAUACAACUCCAACCCCAAGGAGCACAUGCCCCUGCGGGACUACAUCGCCUACUGGCAGGAGUGCGCCCAGCAUGGUGGCUCCUCCCCGAGAGGCUGCCUCUAUCUCAAGGAUUGGCACCUGUGCAGGGACUCCUCUGCGGAGGGCCUGGAGGCCGUGUUCACCCUGCCUGUGUACUUCUCCUCGGACUGGCUGAAUGAGUUCUGGGACGCCCUGGGUGUGGACGACUACCGUUUUGUUUAUGCAGGGCCUAGGGGCACCUGGUCCCCGUUCCACGCCGACAUCUUCCGCUCCUACAGCUGGUCGGUCAACGUCUGCGGGAGGAAGAAGUGGCUGCUGUUCCCGCCUGGACAGGAGGAGGCCCUGAGGGAUAGCCGUGGCAGCCUGCCCUAUGACGUGACCCUGGGGAACACCUACCCACAAUCCGCACACCUGCAGAGCAGCCUUCCACUGGAGGUCACACAGGAAGCAGGGGAGAUGUUAUUUGUGCCCAGUGGCUGGCACCACCAAGUGCACAAUCUGGAUGAUACCAUCUCCAUCAACCACAACUGGGUCAAUGGCUUCAACCUGGCCAACAUGUGGCACUUCCUGCAGCAGGAGCUCCAGGCUGUACAGCGGGAAGUCAGCCAGUGGAAGGAUUCCAUGCCUGACUGGCACCACCACUGCCAGGUCAUUAUGAGAGCCUGUUCGGGGAUCAACUUUGAAGAAUUUUACCACUUCCUUGAGGUCAUCGCAGAGAGGCGGCUCCUUGUCCUGGGCCAGGGAAAGGAGGGGGUGCCAGGGUGUAGCAUGGGCCUGGGGCUGGGCCUCCAGCAGGCUGUAUUUGACAUUGGCCGCCUCGCGGAGGUGCUGGCCUCUGUGGUCGCACACCCCGACUUCCAACAGGUGGACACCAGCACAUUCUCUACCAGGCCACAGGAUCUGCUGAGGCAGCUGCAGGAUGCCCUGGGUUCCACUGAGGCCCUAUAAUGCUAGCAGGCACAGGGAGAGGGUAGCCUUGCCUAGGGCCUGCCUAAGGCCCUCCUGGCCCUGUGGUAGACGCAGUGAGCCUCCUGCAGUCUCGCCAGUCCUCCUUGGGGCUCCAAAGUGUCUGUCCCUCUGGCCUACCAUAGCCCACCCAGGACUCAGGCCCCCUGAGCGGCAGAUGUCCAGGCGGCGGUCCUAGGGCCACUUUGUGGCUGGGCUGUCUCUAGGUCACAGGCACAUGUGUUGCCUGUCCUCUGUGUCCUCUGAACUCUGAGGGAGGAGUGGGUACCUGUGCAGGUGGAAACUGGCUCACAGUGCUGGGCAGCUGGGUACCUGGGAUGGGGCUACCCAGGAGGCCUGAGGCCAUGUACUAGUGCAUGCUGUGGCCCCAGCGGCAGGUCUGCUCUCGCUGCACACAGUAGGUGCUGUCGUUGUGCACAGUGGUGCUCUGGAGAUGCGUAUAAGCCACUCCCAGCCCACCCAUACUGCUUGCUACUUUCGGCUCCCACCCGUUCUUGGCCCUGACUCUGGCGUGGAGGGCAAGGCAUGGUUCACAUGGAGGGCUGGGAUGGAGUGGAUUUCUCAGGGCCCCUCCAAGCCCCAGCUCGAGGCACCUGGGACCCCAUCCUGCAGUGGGAGUCCGGGUCUGCCCCAUCCUUGGUGACCUGCAGCCUGUCUCUGCUAGGGGGCCCCCUCAGAGCAGGAGGAUGGCAGCUCACCCAUGAGGUGAUGUCCUGUGUGUUGAGCCUGGAAGCCCAGAAGGGCAGGAGCUUCUUUUGUUCAAUAAAUUAUGCUAGGGGCCAUGGAAAGUGACUGGUAUGCCUCACAGAGUGCCCCCAGCUGCCUGGGUGUGGGCACUUCUGUGGCCUGAGUCCUAGGACAGUCUCUGGAAUUGCAAGCCUUCCUGCCAAUGCAAAGGUGCUUUUCUCGGCCCUCUGCACCCCACAGGCCAAGGCUGGGGCUUUUAGGACAGGAAAUCGGGAGCAGGAGUGGCCGCUACAGAGGAGCUGGGGCCCAGGGUCUGGUGCUGGGCUGUCCCUUCACCACCCUGGGCACACCUUGAAAGGAGCUCCCCUGGUACCCAGGACCCACCUGCAGGGCGGCACUUACCUAUGAGCUGUGGUCUUACAUGGGCCAGACAGUGGCACAGUCAGAAUGUGAGGAAAAAGGUUGUGGCAGUGCUGAGGAGGUGGGCACCUGAGCUGGCACCAGCCUGCCUGUCUGCCCUGGCUGUCCACAGGGAGCAGGUCUCCUCCUCUGGGCGGUGUCACUGAUGAGCUGCUGGAACUCAGUCCUUGGGCCACAGGUAGAUGUGCCCCGGAGAAAAGGGCUUUCAGUGUUGGGACGUCAGAUCAGUGCCAGCCAAGUGACACUUGUGUCCUUCCUCUCAGUGCCUGUCCUGAGUGUGCUGGCCCAGUGUUCCCACACAGCACUCCCAAGCAAAGAAGAGGAAGACAGGACAGCGAGGUAGCACAGCAGUCUGAAGCACCUGCUUAGGCAUCGUAGGGGUCCACGGUCCUUCCCCGCACCAUAUGCCACACCAGCGAAGCCGUCAGGGAGGAAGAUAAAUCCACCAAGGUCCCAACACCACCCAGGGCUUCAGUCUUGCCUUUGCACAUCUGGCCUGAGGAGAGGAGUCGGGGUCCCCAUUUAGAGCCACACAUGGCUUUGUGGGCCAGCUCCACUCACCCCCUUAAUGCCAGGCUGACAAGGGCUAGAAGGUGGUGUGCAGGGCAGCGGUCACCAGACACACCCUGCACAGAGAUAGUCUGAGGCGACAUUGGGGGAACAAGGUCACCCUCACUGCUUCCUAACAUAGAGCAGGCGGAGCAAGGGGCAUCCCACAUGAGCCCCACAGGACAACUGCUGUCAUGGUGCCUGGACCUCUGCUUCCCCAACACUGCCACAGCUUCUGUGAAGCAUGUGCCCAGCAUCAGUCCAGCCUUGGGCUGGCCCUCCUGA